Messenger RNA from Paramuricea clavata, 391 nucleotides. The record is from the annotation of a GenBank genome assembly. Lineage: Eukaryota; Metazoa; Cnidaria; Anthozoa; Malacalcyonacea; Plexauridae.
AUGAAAAAAAAUGCAGAUCUUUGUUUCAGUCUAUUCUGUUUCAGUGAUGACACAGCUCUUACAGCAGAAAGAUUUAUCAGUCUCAUUGACAGCAAAGUCGAGGUUCCAACGGAAUUUUCUAAGAAGCAGUCGUAUGAUUGGUUCAUUCAGUAUGUUCAGAGUGCAAGUGCUGAGCAACUGCAGUGCUUACUAAAGUUUGCAACAUCUUUCAAAACAAUCCCUCCUUAUGGUAUGGAACAUAAAAUUACCAUAAAGUAUCUCCCGGAUGAUGAUACAGCAAGUUUACCGAAAUCACUAGCUUGUUUAGCAAUCUUGAGUCUUCCAACAGUACAUUCCAGCCACAAGAAACUCAACGAAAGCAUAGAUGUUGCUUUGAAAGUCGAAAGCGAAG